AAUCGUAAAUAAUGUGCAGAUAAAAAUUUCCGACAUACAUAUUCGAUAUGAAGAUGCUACUACUACAGGACAACCUUUCGCUUUCGGUGUUACGCUGAGUGAUCUUACCGUUCAUACAACUGACGAAAACUGGGUUCAUACGCUUGUAACGGACUCUGUUACUAAAGUAUAUAAAAUGGCUCAAUUGGAAAUGUUGGCGGUGUACUUGAACUGCAACACGCAGCUCUUCCAGCACUGUGAUAUAUCUGAUUAUGAGUCAUUAUUUGAAGAAUCAAUAGCCUCCAUGUCACGUAUCAAAUCCCCCGAACAUCAAUACAUCUUUGGACCGAUAAAUUCAAGUGCAUUCUUGGAAAUGACACCGAACCCGGAAUUAAGCGAAAACCCUUUUUCAUCGCCGAAAAUCAAGCUCAAAAUUUGCAUGGAAACACUGGCCAUAGGAAUAACUCAAAUUCAAUUUCAAAAAACGAUGCAACUUGUAGAGGCUUUCGGUCGAAUGAUACGUGCAUUGCCUUACAGAAAGUAUCGCCCGUAUGGCAUUGGAUAUAAAGGUAAUUUCACAGAAUGGUGGCACUUUGCUUACACUUGCAUACUAGAAACGGUUGUUCGUAGAAAGAGAAGCAACUGGUCGUGGGACCACAUGUUAAGGCAUCGACAAACUUUGAAAAAAUACGAAGAAGCUUAUCGCCAACAGCUAACUGCGAAAAAGGUAACCGCAGACUUGAUGAAUCGAUGUGAGGAGUUUGAGAAGAUUUUAGAUCUACACAACAUCGUGGUGGUUCGCCAGAAAGUAGCAUUAGAAGUCGAGAAAGAAGGUAUGCGACAACGAGCGGAAGAGCAAAAAUCAACCGGUUGGUUUAGUUCAUGGUGGGGUGGGACAUCUAAAAAAGAAGAAACAUCGGCUGCCGUCGAUAUCAAAAAAAAGUUCGAGGCCGCUAUGACUGCAGCAGAGAAAGCCAAACUUUUCCAAGCGAUCGGAUACCAGGAAAAUGUUAUUCCAACAGAACUCCCAGAGCAUUACAUAUCGCAGAUGCUUCAGUUUGAGCUUCGGUCAUUAGAAAUCUCAAUUAAAUCAAAUGUGUCGCAAGAAAGUAAAGCAGUUAAUCGGAUUAUGCUUCUACAAUUAAAAAACGUCGCUUUCAACAUCGAACAGCGUCCUUCGGCGGCUGCAAUCAAAGCAUCGUUAGGAAUGCAAGAACUUACCAUUUCUGGUCUUAAGCAAUCUGAUCAACUGCCUAUAAUGGUGAAAUCGCAACUUAAUGGCUCACAAGCAUUGCUUGACGUGUCUUUUGAAACAAAUCCGAUAGACAAACAAUGUGAUCAGCGUGUUGUGGUCCAUUCAAGACCAUUACAAAUGGUUUACGACGCGGAAACAAUAAUUCAAUUAGCAAAAGUAUUCCAAACUCCCCGAACGGCAACAAUUUCACAGCUGACGGAUGCUGCAGCAGAAAAACUGGUCAAUAUUAAAGAACGGUCUGCUACUGGUUUGCAAUAUGCAAUUGCAAAACAUCCACGCUUGGAACUAAACGUUGAAAUUAUGCCAAGCUACAUAAUUAUGCCUCAUGGAGGAUUUUUUUCAGCAGAAACAUCUGUGUUCGUCCUAAGCUUGGGAAAGUUAAUCGUAAAGACAGAACCGCGCCCAUUUAAUCGCAGGGAUGUGUAUACAAUGCACAGUGAAGGCAUAAACCAAGAUGAAAUUUUGUCAGAAAUUAUACGCCAGAGCUAUGACAAAUUUAUUCUUGAAGUGCGAGACGUGCAAGCAAUAGUAGCUUCUGUCGAUGAAGAAUGGUUUAACUCGCUAAGCAUGAACAUUGUAACCGAGAUGCAUGUUUUGGAACCAACAUCUUUUUGCAUUUCGGCACAUUUAUGCGUUAUUGAUGAUGAUCCACGCUUACCAAAAUGUAAGAUAUUUGGUAUUCUUCCAUCGCUCAAUAUUAGCGUUACCGAACAGCGCGUGUUGGAAGCAUUAUCAAUCGUUACCAGUAUUCCGCUGCCAGAAAAUACCGAACAGAACCAACCAACACCGAUGACCAAAGAUUCAAAUAUGCUCAGCUCCAGUUUGUCUUUGUUGAAAUAUUUAGAUGAAAAACAGUCUAAACUGCCGAAGAUGCAUCGUUCUUUGGAAUCGACUAUAAUAGAUGCCGUCGAUGGUGUAGUAAUACAGUUUAUUGAUUUGGAAGUCAAAUUCGAAUUACAUGAGUUUUCGCUAACUAUUUGUAAGUCUACCGGUGGAGGAACUGGUACCAGUUCGUCGGAUGUAUUUGCGACCCCAACAGAAGAGUUUCCACAGUCUCCAUUAGAGCAUCAAGAACCAAAAACGGUUUCCUUGAAUCUACAGUAUGCUGGAUCAACACGCACAAACGCGCAAAAAAUUAUGGCCUUCAAAGUAAGGUAUUUAGAAAUGGUCUUGGUACAGCGUACGUACGAUCUUAAGGUUGAUGUGAAACUAGGAGCAAUAACCUUGGACCAGUUCCGAGCGAGUGAUGGGCCUGACGUUAUUUUGAAUGUUAUUCAAACGCCAACAUAUGAUUCGGAUGCUGAUUAUUUAUUCACGGUCAAAUAUACGAAUGUAAGUAAAUUUGGUCCCGACAUUAUGGGCUGA
Messenger RNA from Anopheles aquasalis, 2599 nucleotides. Its product is annotated as intermembrane lipid transfer protein Vps13-like. Gene Ontology annotation, biological process: protein retention in Golgi apparatus; protein targeting to vacuole. The record is from RefSeq and is a predicted model, not a curated record. NCBI's taxonomy places the organism in Eukaryota, Metazoa, Arthropoda, Insecta, Diptera, Culicidae.